Molecule: messenger RNA, 11355 nt
Organism: Equus quagga
Lineage: Eukaryota; Metazoa; Chordata; Mammalia; Perissodactyla; Equidae
Product: protein NPAT
Exons: 18
Coding region: 112-4437 (1441 amino acids)
Cellular component (GO): nucleus
Molecular function (GO): protein binding; transcription coregulator activity
Source: RefSeq, a predicted model, not a curated record
CGCGGGUUCAGUGCAGCCACUGGAACCGGGAGAUGCGGCGCAGGGGUUGUCGCUGUGUUGGCUUUUACCUGAGUCUUGUCUCUUCCUGCGGUUCUUUCUGCGGCUUCGAUCAUGUUACUACCUUCGGACGUAGCUCGGCUGGUAUUGGGUUACUUACAACAGGAAAACCUCACUUCUACCUGCCAGACUUUUAUUUUGGAAAGUUCAAAUUUAAAAGAAUAUGCAGAACACUGUACAGAUGAAGGUUUUAUCCCAGCCUGCUUAUUGUCUUUAUUUGGAAAUAACUUGACAACAAUUUUGAAUGAAUAUGUAGCUAUGAAAGCAAAAGAAACAUCAAAUGAUGUCCCAGCAAUUAUGUCAUCGCUGUGGAAGAAGUUAGACCAUACGCUUUCUCAGAUCAGGAGCAUGCAAAGUUCCCCAGGGUUUGCUGCCAAUCAGAGAGCCCGAACAAGAAGUGGAAUUGCAGAAAUCAAACGGCAGAGAAGACUUGCAUCGCAAGCAGCUCCCGUCAGUUCAGAGUUGCUGACGUUACCGUAUCUUUCGGGACAAUUUACUACUUCUCCUUUGACAGCUACACAAGUUACGCGGCCAACUGGCCAAAUUUCAACUCCUUUGAGGUCAAAUUUUGUAGUGGUCAACCAUUCGCAGUCACAAGACUCUGUGACCACUGCAGAGGCUUUAAGUAUCAUUCCUGGUCCUCAGGAAAAGAAAACUCAAGCCAGUUUAAUGUCUCCUGGUAGACGCAAAAGUGAAUCUCAAAGGAAAAGUAUCACUUUGUCUGGGCCUCAUUCAACAAUACGGAAUUUCCAGGAUCCAAAUGCAUUUGCAGUAGAAAAACAAAUGGUUAUUGAAAAUGCGCGGGAAAAAAUUUUAAGCAACAAAUCUCUUCAAGAAAAGCUUGCAGAAAACAUUAAUAAAUUUUUGACUAGUGACAACAAUAUUGCUCAAGUACCUAAGCAAACAGAUAGCAACCCUACUGAACCAGAGACUUCAAUUGAUGAACUCCUGGGACUUCAGAGUGAAAUCCACAUGUCUGAAGAAGCUAUACAGGAUAUAUUGGAACAGACAGAAUCAGAUCCAGCAUUUCAGGCACUCUUUGAUCUCUUUGACUAUGGUAAAACAAAGAAUAAUAAAAAUACGUCACAAGGCAUUUCCAGUCAGCAUAUGGAUACCAAUCCCAAUGUAGUCUUAGCAGAUGAAACUAAUCUAGCAGUUAAAGGUUCUUUUGAAACAGAAGAAUCUGGUGAUCAAUCUGGCCAACCCUCAUUUUGCACAUCCUAUCAAAGUGAAGACACAUCAAAUCCUUUGAAGAAUGGUAGCAACCCUGAUGAGCUCAGACAGGAAGCCCAGGAACCUUUUUCCCAUAUAGGCUCUAGCAUGCAGAAAAAGGCCUUUAAAACAGUUGUUGUACCUCCUGAACAGAAGUGUAACCUCGAUAUUACCUUUGAGUCUGUGCCUAACUUGAAUGACUUUAACCAAAGAGUAAAUUCUGAUGCUGAAUGUAAUCAGCAUUGUGCUGAAUUAUACACCAAUCAGAUGUCCACUGAAACUCAAAUGGCUAUGGAAGUUGAAAAGAAUUCUUUGCCUCCCAGUGUGCCGAGUGAAUCUCAGUUACAGCCUGAUCAGUCUGAUAUACCAAUAACUUCAUUUGUUUCCCUUGGUGGUGAAACUAACAAUGAAAACUUAAUUCUCUCUGGUAAAAAUUCUCAACUUUUAUCCCCAAAUAUUCCAUUAACUGGAAAUCCAUCUAAAAAAAGUCAAUUUUGUGAAAGUUCUAAUAAUAUAGGAAGACUUAAAACUAGUUUCCAUGAUUCCAAGUCACCAGAUUCUAGAGAAAUUCACCAGAGUAAAAUUGAAAUUAAUAAUGUAUUAGCAGUUGCAUCACAACAACUUUCAGAUUGCCAAGAUAAUUCUUCCCUUCAAAGUAAAAUAUUACCUGUAUCUGUUGAAAGUUCAGGUUUAAAUGUAUCUGAACAAGUAGAAAUUCGUCUUGGAGGUUCAGUAUCUUCAAUGAAACAACCAUCUAAUGAUUCAUCAUCUGUUGAGUUAAAUCAUGUGGAACAUGAAACUCAGCCCUCCAAGUCUGAGAAAAUUGCUUUGGAUUCACAAGAGCCUUCAUCUUCUAUAAAAGAACAUGGAGAUAGUAUUUUUCUCUCUUUAGGUGAAAAUGAUAACUGUGGGGAAGUAGCAUUGAUGCCUCCAGAAGGUAAUCCUAUAGAAGGGAGGCAUUCUCUUCCCUCGGAAUCCCUGUGUUCAAUGGGAGAUUCUCACGCUGAGUCCCAAAAUACUAGUGAUAAACCUGCUAGUGACAACUCAACAGAGAUAGAUGCAUCAAAUAUCGUCUCUCUCAAAAUUAUCAUCAGUGAUGAUCCAUUUGUUUCCUCAGAUACUGAACUUAACAGUGCUGUUUCUAGUAUCAGUGGAGAAAACUUGCCAACUAUAAUUUUGUCUUCUCCUGCUAAAUCACCUGCCAGAAAUGCAGAAUUAGUUAAAUGCCUGUCUUCAGAAGAAACUGCAGGUACUGUCACAUCUGCUGAAGGAAUAGGAGAUUCAGCAUCAAUGGAACAGAGCCUUUUAGCACUCAAACCUGAAGACUCGGCAGUAAACAAUACUCAGAAUGAAGACAGCAUUGCUUUUUCAGCCAGUGUUACACCAUGUGUUUCCAAGGAUGGAGGAUACAUACAGCUGAUGCCAACUACAAGCACAACUUUUGGCAAUUCAAAUAACAUUCUGAUAGCUACCUGCAUGACUGAUCCAGCAGCCUUAGGAACAACUGUCAGUCAGUCUAAUGUUGUGGUGUUGCCUGGAAAUUCUGCACCUAUGACUGCUCAACCUCCACCACCUCAGUUACAGACACCACCAAGGUCAAACAGUGUAUUUGCUGUCAACCAGGCUGUGUCACCCAACUUUUCACAAGGAUCUGCCAUCAUAAUAGCUUCUCCAGUCCAACCUGUGCUGCAAGGAAUGGUGGGAAUGAUCCCUGUAUCUGUGGUUGGACAAAAUGGAAAUACCUUUUCUGCUCCUCCUCGGCAGGUCCUUCAUAUGCCUUUGGCAGCACCUGUAUGCAAUAGAAGUAUCCCUCAAUUCCCCAUCCCUCCAAAAUCUCAGAAGACUCAGGGCCUAAGAAACAAGCCUGGUACAGGAAAGCAGGUAAAUAAUUUGGUGGAUUCAUCAAGUCAUUUAGUUGGAUGUCAUGCACAAAGAACUGAAGUUUCUGACAAGAAUAUGGCCACAGAUCUUGGAAAAAAAUUGGAGGAAAUCACAGUUCCCUUCUCAGUAGAGAGUCUAGUUCCAAUUAGCAAACCGUUUGAAAGCCACAGGCGUGUGCUCUGUUUUGAUAGCACUGCUUCUCCUGUGGCAAAUACACAGGGGACAAACCAUAAGAUGGUGUCUCAAAACAAGGAAAAGAAUGAUAUUUCAUUUCUUAAUCUUGACUCCCCCAUUGUGUCCUCCACCUUAAAACCCCCUUCUAAUAAUGCUCUCAAAAGAGAAAGAGAGAAACCUGUGCCUAAGAUUUUAGCUAAAUCAGAAACUGCCAUUGGCCGACAUACCACCAUAAAAGAAACUCAGUCAGAAAAGAAAAUUUCACCAACAGAAAUUGUACUUGAAUCUUUCCAUAAAGCAACAGCUAAUAAGGAAAAUGAAUUAUGCAGCGAUGUGGAAAGGCAGAAAAGUCUAGAAACUUCAAAACUCACUAAUGGGCAGCAAAAUGGCAGUUUACGGAAUGAGAAAACUGUAACUUCGCUCCAAGAACUAACCAAAAAACAAGGCACAUCCUCAAACGGUAAAAAUGUCAUUUCAGUAGGUACAGCUGUGAAGGAUCUAAAACAAGAACAAACCAGAUCUACCAGUUCUUUGGUUAACCCACUAACCAAACAUUCCACAGAAAUGUUACAGGAUGUUCAGUUGCACAGUCCAGUAAAUAGGCUCACUGAUAGUACUGAUUUACCUGUACCCCGCAUAUCUGGCUCAGGGGCAGCAGAAAAACACAAAGAGGAGCCUACAGAUGGUAUCAAAGUCCCCUCUAGUAGACGUUUUGGUGAAGACGGUAGCACACCCAAAGUAAUGGUCCCUCCUGUCACUCCAGACUUGCCUGCCUGCAGCCCUGCCAGUGAAACAGGAAGUGAAAACAGUGUAAACAUGGCUGCCCAUACAUUAAUGAUUCUCUCCAGAGCUGCCAUCUCUAGGACUACUACAGCAACUCCUCUAAAAGACAAUACACAGCAAUUUAGAGCAUCUUCAAGGAGCACCACAAAAAAACGGAAAAUUGAGGAAUUAGAUGAGCGUGAGCGAAACUCCCGUACUUCUAAUAAAAGUCUUGCAAAUUCAUCAGUACCAAUGAAAAAGAAGAAAAUUAAGAAAAAGAAGCUCCCCAGUUCAUUUCCAGCUGGAAUGGAUGUGGAUAAAUUUUUGUUAUCAUUGCAUUAUGAUGAGUAAACAUUCUGAACAUAUAAGAACAGCAGCUGUUUAAAACUCGUAUCCCUUAAACUGUGAGUGUAGGGAAUGAGAUGUUGACAAAAUCUGAAAGCAUGACCUGCACUUUUACUGUACUGAAAUUUCACUUUAUAUCUAAAUCAUGCUGUUUCUGAAGCAGCUUCCUAGUUUGUAAAUAGAUUUACCUGGUAUAUUUUUAUUUUGGAAAAAAAAAUUUGCAGAAAUGUAAGUAAAGCCAAUCUGCAAAACUGUAUAGCUUUGACAAUUGCAUAUUGUAAAUAUUGUGUAAAUCUUGUUGAAAUAGAGGUUAAAUCAACCUAAUGUUCUUACACUGUGUUUUUUGACUUCUUAUGAUCCUUGAUGCUGAGGCUUAUUCAUCUGGAAUAGUUUUUUGCUUUUGGGAAGAAAGUGAUACUUUUCCUUGUAAACUGCCUCCAGUAACUAUCCAACAAGAUAUUCAAAGACAUAGCCACUAAGUGAUAACCACCUAAAAUGAUAGUAAAGUGACAAUUUGGAUUUUUUCUAGAGUGAAUACUUUACCAUCCCUUCUUAUAAUUGCAGUAAAGAUUAUAUUCCUGAAGUUUUACACUUUAACUGCCUCUGGUCAUUCUGAUCUCUUUGUUUUAGAGAGAAUUUUAUAAAUCAUCUGAGUGUUCUGAUCUUUUGUUUAUAACUUUCAAGAUCUUUUACAGAACUUUAAGUGUUUAGACUAUUGAGCCAUAAAAAGUUUGGUUAUGUAGUAGAGAUUUCUUGGUAUGUAUAUACUUUUUCCCUAAAUACUGGGGAUUUAAAGAAUUGCACUAAUUCAUAGAACCUCUUCCAUAGUAGUGACCAGUGCACAUUUAAUUUAAAUCUUGUAUUCUAUGUUCAAGCUUGUGUGGAGGAUUAUCUUCUGGUGUCCUUUUAGAAAGCCAUGUCCAUCAUAAGAUGUAAAAAGAGAAAUCAUAGUUUUAUAUUUUAAUUUAGUUUCUCCUAAAAUGGGCUGUGUUAAAUAACUAUAUCUAUACUUAGAUACAGUGCAUUGUCUCUGUGCCCCUUAAAGUGUUAUGAAGAGUUACUCUCAAAAAGUCCUUAAGGAGAAUGAAAGAGGUGCCUUCUUUGUAUUAGACUCACAUACAUCAGUCAAGUUGAAGAAUUGGUUUAAACCUUUAAAUGAGAACAGAAAUUAUAAUCAGUACCUGACCAAUUGUGCCUAGAUAUUAAAGUAUUUACUUGUACUCUUAAGUGCUUUCUGUUUGGUUAAAUAUCAGUAUGUUAAGGUUUUUUCCUACAGGUGUAUAUAUUGUUAAAGAGUCAUCUUCCUCGACCUUUCUUUGUUUUUUUUUUUACUGGGCCUUUAAAAAACUAAAUCCAUCCUACUCUUAUACAACAUUUCUCAGUGUAGAAAUCACAUCUUAAUUGUUGAACGUUACUGCAGAAAUUUGUGUUGUAAGAAAUUUUUAUGAUGUGGCAGUGCUCUAUUCCUAAGGAACUAAUUAUCGUACAGUUAAUGUUUAUUUAACUCAAAAGUUGAUACUGUAUUACAGUUAGGUUUGAAUAAAUAUUUUCAUUAACUUCACAAGUUUGAAUUCCUUCAUAUUGGCAAUCAUUCUCGUUUAGAUGCUUUGAUCAAAUUCCUUUGCAAAUCAAUUCUUGCUUUUUCGGAAAUUCACAUAAUGCUGAAAAUUACAGAUUGUCUUCUCAUUCAAUUAAUAUGUAUUUAUAAGUGCUAAGUACUAAGAAUUUAUGUACAAGCAAAAUAAGUUCACCCUCUCCAGGAUUCUUAGUUCACUAGCCAGGAGCCCCUAGAUAUAGUCCAAGGACAACUCGUUAUUAGAGCUUUCAUUUGUAUUUAGAAGCAAAACCAUAAUCCACAUUUUACUUUAAAAGUCUAAAUGUACUGGCCCUAAUUGUAGUACUGUACCUGGUAACGUAUUUUUAACAGUCAGAUGCCCAGUGACUGCAUCUCAGAGUUAAAGUAUACCACAGACAACUCGGGGCUGCUUUCAUAACCACGUGUAAGGAUCUGCUCUUUAUCUUGUACAUUACUUAGUGGUCAAUGUAGUCAGUGUAUGCCAAAUCCGAGAAGUCUUAUAAUGAAAAUAUUUGAUUAUUUUAGCCAUGGAUAUUGUUAGAACCCUUUACUGUGUUGAAAAUGUACGUAACAAGAGCACCCAUCAGCACUUAGCCAAAAGCUAGCUAGGUGUCGUGACCAUUAGGGAGACCGAGAUUUAAGCUUUGAUAAGGAGUAAUUUCAAAAGCGUGUUAAUUUAUACUCUGCAUUCCUCAUUUCCAAGCUACCGUCUUUCAGCCUCAGGCCCAAUUUCUUGAAAUUAUAUGUCAAGUUUUGACUUUAUUAUUAUACUUCCUCUUCUAGUAGACUUUUUUUUAAUGUAAAUACUGGUUAACAUUUUAGCAUACUUUUCUAGUCUUUUUUCCUAAAUUAUUUUUUCUACAUAGUUGAACUUAAACUGUAAAUAUAACUUCCUAAUGCUUUUUUCACUUUAAAUAAUAUCAAGCGUUUUUCGGUUUUUAGCUAUUAUAUAAAGCAGUGAAAAUAUUUGUGAAUAAAUAUUGGUCUGUGUUAACAAUCAUUUCCUUAGGAGACAUUCUAGAGAGCAGAAUUGCCAAAUCAAAAGGUUAGUGUACAUUUUUUCUUCUUCUUCUCCCCAAAGCCCCCCAGUACAUAGUUGUAUAUUCUAGUUGUAGGUCCUUCUGGUUGUGCUGUGUGGGAUGCCACCUCAGCAUGGCUUGAUGAACGGUGCCAUGUCUGCGCCCAGGAUCCAAACUGGCAAUACCCUAGGCCGCCAAAGCAGAGUGCGAAUUUAACCACUCAGCCACAGGGCCAGCCCCUAGUGUACAUUUUUUUAAGGAUCGCAAUACAUUUUGCCAAUUCUUCCAGAGAAUUACUUCAGUUUACAUUCCUUCCAACAAAUUGUCAUUUCUUCCAUAGUAUAUGCUUAUCUUUUACUAGAGAUAUAUUCAACUAUGUCAUCAGUGGCUUCCAGGCUUUUAUUUCUUGAUUUGUUAAAAUUUGGAGUUAGCUCUUAAUCCAUAUAUAAUUUGUUUUGGUACCUGGUGUAAAGUAAGGAUCAAGGUACAUUUUUUUCCCUAAAUAUUUAACCACAUGCCUCAGUAUAAUUGGUUAAAGUUAAGGUUUCUCUCCCCCCAUGCAUUUACUUAUAAUGUCUUAUUCUAUACUUAUUCACAACCUUUUAUUCACAAUUCUAAAAUCCAAAAAAGUUCUAACAGCUAAUUUUUUCCCCUAAGUUUAGUGUCAGAACUCAUUUCAUGGCAAAACUUGACCUGAUUUGACAUGAGGCUACAACAUGAGUUUUUUAUCUCAUAUUUUGCUGGAAAAGUAGUAAUGUGCUUAAUCAAGUGUGCUAUUUCAGAUUCAACUGGAGUAGAUAUAUAUAUUGUGUUACUUUUUAAAAAUUCUGAAUAUUCUGAAUUUUGAAACCCAGCUAUAACCAUAAAGCUGUUAAGAUCAAAGGUUUUAGACCUGUGUGAAAUUUGUACACAUAUAUGUAUGUUAUAUACUAUAGUGUGUAGAUUAUUUUGUGCUGCUGAUUAAAUCAUUAUAGUUUUGUGUCCAUUAUAACUGUUCGUAGUUUUUCAAGUAUUCACCCCUUUUAUGCUUCUUGAUUAAGUUGAGAAUCACUUGUAUUAUUUCAAGUUAAAAUUCUAUUGGAAUAUUCAUUUGAAGUACAUUAAUGCUAUAAGUUAACUGAUACUGAAAGAAGCAAAAGGUAAUGGUAAUAUGGUAUGUAUCAGUAGUUUUGUAGUUAUCCCUAUCCUCAUAAAUUUCUUGCUAAACUGGGUAUUUUGUUGUUUAUUGCUAUUUUUAGGGAACUCUUCAUUUCAUUGUUUUAACUGGUUAUUGGUUUUUUAGUUAAUGUAAAAUUUUUAUGGAAGCAUAACAGAAAAGCUGUAAAACUAUUAAGUUUUUGCAGUUAAAUGACUUGUCUAACAGGACACACAUCUACUUCAUCACCAAGAUCAAGACUGGCACCUUACCAGUAAUCUAGAAUCCCAUCAUACUUCUAGUAACUGCUAGCCCCAAGGGUAAUUAUUAUCCUGACUUCUAGCACCAUAGUUGCAGCAGCUUUUUUUUUUUUAACUUUGUAUAAAUGGAUUUAGGCAGUAUAUAGUCUUUUGUAACUUCUUCUACUCAACGUUACAAGAUCCACUCAUGUUGUAUAUAAUUCAUUUGCCAUCCUCAAUGCUAUGUGUGUUUUCAUUGUGUUUAUCCAUAUUGUAUUAUGCCAUAAUUAAUCCAUUUUAUAGUUGAUGAACAGUUGGAUUAUUUCCAAUUUAGGGCUGUUAUGAAUAGAACUACUGUGAAUAUUCUUCUACAUGUUUUUUGGUCAAUGUAUUACACUUUUCAGUUGGAGAUAUACUUAGGAGUGGGGUUGUUGGGUCAUGGGGUUGCAUAUAUCCAACCUUAUUCAGAUUUUUGAUUUUUCCAGAGUGGUUGUACCAAAUCAUACUACUGUCAACAAUGUAAGGAGAGUCCCAGUUGUCCUACAUCAUUGUCAAUGCUUAGUAUUUUCAUUUUAGCCAUUUUGCUGGUGUAUAUUGGUAUCACGUGGUUUUAAUUUGGCUUUUCCUGAUAAAAUUUAACACCACUUCAAAUGCUUAGUGCCAUUUGGAUUAUCUCCUUUUGUGGUGUAUCUGUUCGUGUCUUUUGCCCAUUUUUGUAUUGGAUUGUCUGCCUUUUUCAUACUGAUAUGUAGGUGUUCUUUCUGUAUUCUAGAUACAGGUCCUUUUUCAGAGGGACAUCAGAUGUCUAAAUAUUUUACCAUGUUUUUCUUCUAAAAGUUUUAUUGUUCAACCUUUUGUAUUUUGAUGGAUCAUCCAUCUGGGAUUGAUUUUCCAUAUGGAUAUUCAGUUAACCCAGCACCAUUUAUUGAGAAAGAAUGUCCUUUCCGAAAUACAUUGCACUGUUACCAUUGUAACAUGUACAGUGAGGAUUUGCUUCUAGACUCCAUCUAUUCCCAUUAGUCUGUUUUUUAAAGAUGUGCCAGUAACACGCCAUCUUAAUUACUAUAGGAAAUAUAUUUAUUUUGUGUUUUAUUUUAUAUUUGAGCCCCUUACUGAGUGAACUCUAUUAAAGCUGAUGGCUUUCCUGAUGCUUAUUUUUUAAGCACUAAGGAUAUAUCAUCUCUAAAUAAUUAUUUUCCAAUUUUAUUUCUUCUUAAUACACUGGUUAGCACUUCCAGUACAACUAAUAAUGAUCAAAGUAGGCUUCCUUGUCUUAUUUCUCAUUUUAAUGGGAAUGUUAAGUAUAAUGUUGGCUUUUGUUUGUAGUGUUUUAAGAAUUUACAUCUGUAUCUGCUGAGCUUAAUUAAAUGUUGGUCUGACAUCAACUAAAAUAUUUUUAUUAAAUCCAUGAAUUUGUUUUUAUAUUAAUAAUCCUAAUAUUGUAUACUUUGCAAUCUUAGUGAUUCUUUAAAUAUAACUAAAUUUGAUUUGUGAACAUUUUAUUUAGAUGUUUACUUCUAAUGAGAUUGGUUUCAAGUUUACGCCAAUUUUUUAAAUGAAUUUGAAAUUUUCCGUCUCCUAGUUUAUCUGAAUAUUGGAAUAAGUGGUACCUGUUUUAAGAUUUAUGUGACGUUUAGCUAAGACAAUAUAUGUAAAGCAUUAAGUCAAUGUCUGGAACAUAAUAAGCACUUUUAACAGCAAGCUGCUAUUCUAGCUCCUGUUUUUAUUUUUAUUUUCUGCACAGUUUAUUUAGAAUGAGAAAUAACUGUUCCUUGAAACUAAAUCACCAAGGAAUCAUUUAGGCCUGGAGGCUUUUGCAGAAGCAAUUCAGUUUUUUUCACCCAAAUUUCUUCUAGGCUGGUUUGUCUUGUCAGGCUUUUGAGCUUUUUUCUGAAUUAAAUAUCAUAUUUUGCCUCUGUAAUUUUUGCUUGUGUUCUCUUUAAAUUAGCUGUGACUAAUUUUUUUCUAACAAAAUCACCUCUUAUAUUUAACAAUUCUUUUCUGAUUCACUAAUUUCUGAUUCUUUAUGUUUCCUAUUUUUCUCACAGUUCUUUUUUCAUGCUUAACUACUUAAAUUGAACAGUUAUCUGAUUGUUCCUUUUAAAAUCAUGAAAACAUUUAAUUAAGGCUAUGAAUUUAGUACUGCUUUCAUCUUUAGACAUUAAAAUUUGGAAGAUGGGGGUAAGUAUUUUCAUUUUCUUGUUUAGUUAUUUUUAUAUCUUAAUUACUUAGAAUAAGAUAGCAUGCUUUUUUCACUUAAGAAUUUGUUUUUAUUGUGAUCAAAGGAUAGGCUAAAAUUUCUAUAAUUGUUGCAUAGAUGCUUAACAAGUAUUCUGUUUAUAAAAGUACAAAGUUUGAUAUUUAUUCCAUCUUACACUAUCAAAUCCUAACUUUGCUUUUUAGCACUUUUGUCAUAAACAUUUAAUUUCCCGUUAAUUAUCUUGGCCAUAGUUUUGCUUCAGUUGUUUUUGGUAUUAUUACUCAGUAUAUAGUCUGUAACUGUCAUAACUUUAUUUUUUUUCCAGCUUUAUUGAGGUAUGAUUGACAAAUAAAAGUGUAAGAUAUUUAAAGUGUACAUUGUGAUGAUUUGAUCUGUGUAUCCAUUGUGAAAGGAUUCUUUCUGCCUAGUUAAUUAACACAAUCCAUCACCUUUAUAGAUAUUUAUCUUUUUUGUGUGUGUGUGACAAGAUUUGAAUUCUGCUCUUAGCAAAUUUCAAUUAUGUAAUACAUAUUAUCAACUAUAGUCACCAUGUUAUACAUUAGACCCUCAGACUUUAUUCAUCUUAUAGCUGAAAUUUUGUACCUUUUUACCAACCUGUCCCUAUUUCAUCCAUGCCCCCAUCCUUAGCAACCACAUUACCACUCUGUUUCUGAGUUUGACUUUUUUUUAGAUUCCAUAUAUAAGUGAUACCAUCUAGUAUUUGUCUUUGUCUGGUUGUUUCACUUAACAUAAUU